Molecule: messenger RNA, 651 nt
Organism: Adineta ricciae
Lineage: Eukaryota; Metazoa; Rotifera; Eurotatoria; Adinetida; Adinetidae
Source: the annotation of a GenBank genome assembly
AUGUUGCCGGCUGCAUCACGUCGACUUGCAUUGUUGCUCUUGCUCAUAUUCAUUAUCGUUUUGGUUCGAUCAUCGAUCAAUCCACAUGAUCCAUUUGUGUGGUUUUUAGAAAUCUUUCCCGCAGUUGCAGGUGUACUGGUCAUGAUACUUGUUUCACCGACAUUUCGUUUUACAAAUCUCGUUACUAUACUUGUGUUUAUUCAUUGCUUGAUUUUACUACUUGGAGCUCAUUAUACUUAUGCUGAAGUUCCAUUCUUCAAUCAACUUCGAGAUAUAUUUCAUUUCAAACGAAAUAAUUAUGACAAAGUCGGCCAUUUCGCACAAGGUUUUAUUCCCGUUCUUAUUGUACGUGAAGUUCUUAUACGAUUACGAAUUCUUGCAACGAAUAUUAACAAAUUUUGGUUACCAUAUAUCUGUGUGUCGGUUACACUGAGCUACUCAGCCUUAUACGAAUUAAUUGAAUGGGCUGUGGCGAAAGCAACUGGUACAGCAGCUGAUGCGUUCCUUGGCUCUCAAGGUGAUGUUUGGGAUACACAAAGUGACAUGUUUUGCUGUCUAAUUGGAUCGAUUACUGCUUUGAUAUUGUUGACAAAACGACAUGACAGAUCUAUUGCACGCGUCGAACAACGAGAGAAAAAGAAAAUGAAAUAA